AUGUCGGAUGAUAUACGCGCUGCUAUCACUGCAAGUUUAUUCUCACCAGAUGUUGGUGGUGUAGCUGAAAAACUACUUAUUCAUCUCAAAGUAUUUGAAGAUCUUAAACAAGGCGAUGCAAGUAAAGGAGCUGGUAUCAUGGGAAAACCUAGAUAUUUAUGUCUAACUCAAAAACGUAACAGAUGUCGACUUUAUAAGACGAAAAGGAAUCAAAAUGGUACUUUUAGUAUUGGAAAAUCUUGGUCUCUGGAAGAUAUUAGACAAGCUGAAGUUAUCGAUGCAAUCCUUGCUCACCGCUCUGCUCCGCCUUUGGGUUCACCAGUAUCAUCACAAUCAUCAAAUAACCAACAAAUACCUUCACCAACUUAUAAUAAUCUUACAAGUUAUGAAACUGAAACCCAACCACGAUCACCUAAUACUUUACAAUCUACUCCAAUAUCAUCUAACAAUUAUCCUAAUCCAAUUUCACCAUCAGCAAGUACAGGUCGACUUACUCCAACUCAAGAAACAUUCAGACAUAGUCCCAUAUCUUCUCCUCAUCCUCUUUCAGAUCAAAAGGAUGAAAGAAAGGAACGAGAAAAGGCUCGAGAACAGCGUCGGGAACGGGAAAAAUUGGAAAAAGAAUCUCGUGAAGAACAAGCAAAGCAAGAACGAGCCCUAGAACUUCAAGAUAAAAUGACUGAACAAGCUUCAUUGAUGAAUGUAGAAGAAAUCUUGACUGACUUCAAUUGGAAAACAAGUGGUAAUGCAGCUGUGCUUGAAAAACGACUUUUAGGUGAAUUGCAUGCACUAGAAGCUGCAAAUGUACAUGCUAUCAUACAAUCAGAUGAACGUGUCCAAUCGGUGGUGGAUCGGAUCGAUAAGGCAUUAGAAGACUUGGACAAUAUGGAAAGUUGGUUAUCUCUUUAUGCUGCUGAACUGAAUAGUAUGGGUGAUGAUAUACAUGAAAUUGAAACACAAAACCGUGGCUUACAAAUCCUGACUGUAAAUCAAAACAACCUCAUCAAAGAAUUGGAUCAUAUUUUGAAUGAAAUCUCCAUUCCACGUGAAUCACUGGAUAAUCUCAAGUACGAUCCCAUGGAUACAACUGACGAUAUUGUAGAAAUCCAAAAUAGUGCGGAAUUGUUACAAAGGGCAUUGAAAAUCAAACUUCCUGACAAUCUACAUGAACUCACUGCUGUCCAAGAAAUGAUCGAAAAAUACAAUAUCUACAGUAAUGAAUUUAGCUCUCGUAUCUUUGACUAUCUCAAGUCCAAAUUUGAACAUCAGGCUGGUGCAUUUAUGUCCAACAAACCUCCAACUCAACGAAAAGUACCAAUAGCAUAUCCUCAUGAACAAGUGGAAGAUGCACUCAUUCGUUAUCAAGGGUUUUCUUUAUGGGAAAAGGAAAUGGAACCAAGAAUGUAUAAUGAAUUACAACGGCAUUACGCAUCGACAAUGGCACCAACAUACGAACGUGAUAUCAGAGAUAUGGUAGAGGUGACUCGUCCUUAUUAUUCAACUCUAAGAAAUAGAUCAUUAGAAGAUGUUGACUAUCUCUUCCGAAAUGAUGAAUCAAGAUCUGCAAGGGCAUUAGCUUAUGGUGCAAAACUAGGCAAUGUAGCAACAGGAGGAAGUGUUGGAAGUGGUGGCAACAUUGGAGGUGAUUCUAGUCGUCAUAGGAAUGUUAUACGUGGAUCAUUAGAUGGUCAAUCCAGUGUGGGCAAUAUGGAUGAAGAUGAAAAAGCUGCUAGUGAUGCAUUCUCCCAUUUGAUGAACCAAUGUGCCCUUCAAGUCUGCCGUGAACAAAAUUUUGUUUGUGAUUUAUUUGAACAAUCUCCUUUUGCACCAAAAUCCUUUUUGGAUCGUGGUCCUGUUUAUGCUUCUGUUCCUGACAAGUCUCGUCUCUAUAGUCACCGUGAAAAGAUCCGUGAUGUCAAGAUAUCGAAAAAAGUGCAGACUUGGAUGGAAACUAUCUUCGAAUCUUUAGAGCCUAGCGUGGUGCCACUUGUGGAAUAUGGACUCAAAAGUGAUCCUAUUCAAGCAGUCAGCAUGAUGACCUCUGUGGAAUUCCAAUUGGAAAAAUGGAAAGAAUCAGAUCAAGAAUUUAUAUAUACCUUUUUUGAUUCUCUGAUGUUACGAGUGCGACGUUAUUUCAAGCAAUUCGUGCUUGAUCAAAUCAAAAUCAUUGAUGAUACCAAGGUUAGUUCCAAGAAACGGCGAGGAAUCUUGCCAUCCUUCCGGACAUUCCCUUUGUUUGUGGCUCGUAUAGAAUUGGCAUCCACGGGUGCAGAAGCUGAUUCCCAGACCAGACAAACUAUCAAUGAUGCAUAUGACAAGAUUAUAAAGAGCAUGAUGUCAAGUUUGGAUACCAACGCUAAAGAAAGUGAUGAAACUGGUGAUGACAAAGAACAGUUGAAUGCAAACAUCAUGUAUAUUGAAAAUAUGCAUCACUUUUAUCAAGCAUUACGUAGCAAUAGGUUACCUGUUCUAGAAAAAUGGGUGAAAGAAGCAAAAGCGAAAUAUGAAACAAGUUUGGAUGCAUAUAUCAAGGUUGUGAUCCGUCGACCACUUGGGAAACUUUUGGAAUUCUUUGAUGGUGUAGAGGUCUUAUUGCGAACAAGUACACCUGAAGAAGUUGCAUUCCAUGUCAAUUACAACAAAUCACAAUUACGCAAAGUCAUUGCUCUGUAUCCACCAAAGGAUGUACGGAAAUCAUUGGAACAACUUUAUAAACGAGUUGAUAAACAUUACUCUGAAGAAGAAGGAUUACUACAAGUCAUGUGGCGUGGCAUUCAAGAAGAACUUAUUGGACAACACGAACGUAUGGAAGGCCUUAUCUCUAAAUGUUACCCUGAUGCUGGUGUUCAUCUUGAAUUCUCUAUCCCUGAUUUAUUGGCUAUGAUGGGUGAUCAACAGACUCGAUAG
This is a messenger RNA of Halteromyces radiatus, 2907 nucleotides long. RefSeq names its product exocyst complex component Sec3-domain-containing protein. Lineage: Eukaryota; Fungi; Mucoromycota; Mucoromycetes; Mucorales; Cunninghamellaceae. Gene Ontology annotation, biological process: Golgi to plasma membrane transport; exocytosis. The transcript is spliced from 19 exons. The record is from RefSeq and is a predicted model, not a curated record. The coding region runs from base 1 to 2907 and encodes 968 amino acids. Gene Ontology annotation, cellular component: plasma membrane; exocyst. Gene Ontology annotation, molecular function: phosphatidylinositol-4,5-bisphosphate binding.